Loa loa (African eye worm) is the source of this 1801-nucleotide messenger RNA. Its product is annotated as pyrroline-5-carboxylate reductase, variant. Lineage: Eukaryota; Metazoa; Nematoda; Chromadorea; Rhabditida; Onchocercidae. The record is from RefSeq and is a predicted model, not a curated record. Gene Ontology annotation, biological process: L-proline biosynthetic process. Bases 175 to 966 code for a protein of 263 amino acids. The transcript is spliced from 9 exons. Gene Ontology annotation, molecular function: pyrroline-5-carboxylate reductase activity.
AUUUACAGCUUACUCUUGAUAUUGGCCAAAAUGAAGUCAUUAUUCUGCAUUCACGCGUAAUACUGAAAUGUUCAGGAGGAUUCUGGAAGUAUCAAAAAUGGCCUUACAAAUUUGCAAAAGCUGUUUAAAAAUACUGAUUUUGAACCGAAGCUAACUUUUGUCGGUGGCGGUAAGAUGACAGCCGCUUUAAUCCGUGGUUUUGAAUCUGCUGGUCUCAUAACUAAGAAUGACGUUGCCCUCAGUGUUAAAACACCAUCAUCCGCACAGCGAUGGAAGCAGUUGGGUUAUGUAAAUGUCUACACGUCCAAUGAUGACCUGAUUCGAGCUCAUGGUCAAGGAAUUGUUUUUUUGUCGGUAAAACCAGAGAUGCGCAUGGCAGUGUUGGAAGAACUGAGCAAUGAGGCAUUUGCAAAUACUCCAUUAAUUGUCUCUAUCAUGGGUGGAGUUGACUUAAAGACAUUAGAGAAAGAAGUUGUGGCCAAAAGUUAUGUCUCAAAACGUGGACUAGUGCGUCUAAUGCCAAAUCUUCCGGUUAGUGUAUGCUCUGGUGCAUCAAUCAUGUGUUCUAGCUUAUCCCUGCAGCAAGAAAAGAUUGAUUUAAUCAACUGCAUCAUGCAACAUGUUGGUAUUUGUUCGGUAAUCAGUGAAAAAUCAUUUGAUGCAGCUACAGCAAUCGCUGGAUGUGGACCUGCUUUUGUGUUCGUGGCAAUCGAAGCAUUGUCAGAUGGGGGUGUCCUUGGUGGUGUUGACCGAACAACUUCAGUGAAAUUAGCUGCCCAAACUGUUAUGGGAGCGGCAAGAAUGGUUCUAGAAGGGAAUGAACAUCCAGCUGCUUUAAAAGAUGACGUUUGCUCUGCUGGUGGUAGUACAAUAUACGGAGUGAAAGAGUUAGAAAAAAAUGGUUUUCGCUCGGCAUUGAUCGAAGCAGUAUGUGCUUCAACAAAACGGAGUUCAAGACAGGUUUAGAAUUUGGCUUCCACCAGCAGUCUACUUUUCGUAGGGUCCACCAUAUUCUCUCACUUCUUUUUUGCAGUCUUAAAGACUUUUGGUUGAUUCUUAUAAUACAUUGCAUUCAAGGCACCAAGAAUUGCACAAUUAAUGUUGAUUGGACAUACUUUUCCGUGCUUUUUUAUUUCAACUACUAUAUUUACUUUGUAUACAUGUUUAUAACCAUGGUCAUGUAAUUGUUGGUUCAGGUUUCGUAUUAUUUGGAAAUUUAGAUGAAUAUUCAACUGUUGCAAUAAACAAAAGAAAUCUUUUUUCUACUACCUUUUUUUUCACUAGCUUGAUUUGGACUACUGAGGUAUUGUGCACAACAUUUAGUUUCAAAUGAGAGAUGUAAAUUUUUGAAGGCACCGAUAUAAAGCAAGAAUAAUUGGAUGAUUUCAUGUUUUUACUGGCCUACUGUGCGCUCGAGAUAUUCUAUCUCUGCGCUCUUUUUUAAUUUCUUGUCACUGACUGGUGUCCAAGUUUAUGGUUUUCCUAUAUCACAUUUAUUUCCAGUUAUCCCAACUUAUCACCUCGCUACCUGUUGCACUUUUAUUAUUUUUACAAAUACUUUGUGUUGUUUUUGGACUUGUUUCAUGCCUAUAUAUUCAAUUGUUUCUGCCAGUGAUACUACUAACAAUUCUGAGAAUGCAUAUAUAGGCUUCUGAACUAUUAUUAAAUCUGCUUUCGGUUAAAUUGCUUUGGUGUUUCAUAUGUGAUUUAUUCAGAUUCAAGUUCUUCUCAGAUGAUUGUUCUGCUGAAUCCACAGUUACUGAGAGUGUGUAGAAAAUUAUUAAUAAAUCUUAUAUACCGG